UGUGCCAAAGCUGCUGUCGAAGCUGAGAAAGAAGUUAUCGGGGGAAAUAUUUUUCCUGAUUAUUUAGCCGCCGUGUCUCGGGUUUUAUCGGACCAGGCAAAAUGGACGAAUAUGAUGAACUGUUCGAGGUACAGGACGACUUCGAGGAGCAGUUUGCCGACGAGCUGGAGGUGCUGGCUGAGAUGGAGGAGGAAACUUGCAAGCCGGGGAAACGCCACAGUCAGGGUCCAGGAGACGACAUCUCGGAUAUAGAGCACCUGCUGGACGAUCAGCCCAUCACUCCAAAGGCAAAGCGACAGAAGCAGGACACCGGUGUGGUCAAGCGACUGUUCAACGCAUCACAAGUUCAAGAGAGCAAAGUCCCUUCACUGAGUGAUGACAUCACACCGCCAUCCUCUCCAGAGCACUAUGAGCCCUCUCACGCCAUCAGCUCUACCCCUGCUGUGCUGGAUAUCAGCGGCUUUGCUGAGAUUCCACUGACUCCACAGCGACCUCCCACAGCGGCGUCGGCAUCCCUGCGUGUGCUGAAGCGACCUCCUUUAGAGGGAGACUACAUCAGCGUGACGGACUCGUCUGGGAAUCGGGUCUACCUCCGACAGAAAGAGAACGCAGAGACAAAGACAGCAGACUCCAGAAUAGUACCAAACUCCCAGGGUGGACUGGGGCUGCUGGCAGUGCCGAUAGGACUGCUGAGAGAGCAAGAAGCAGACAGGCGCCACCAACAGGUUGUGGAGGAAUCGCAGCGUCUUACAGAGCUGUUAGCCAGCAGUGUAAACGACGCGUUAGUCGAGUCUGAAAACACAGAAGAUGAAGAAAAUGAGGAUCCAGAGGACACAGAGGGCCGAGCAUCCCGGCUGUGGGUGGACAGAUUUUCACCGCGUCACUACACAGAGCUGCUCAGCGACGAUUUCACCAACCGCUGUCUGCUCAAGUGGCUGAAGCUGUGGGACACCGUAGUGUUUGGAAGAGAGAGGAAGUCCCGCCCUGCCCGAUCCGACAGACAGGCUGCCAAUCAGAACGCAUUUAAACCCAAUCAAGGAAAUCAGAAUCAAAAUCGCUUCAAGAGCAAGAUUGAGGUGACCGAGGAGCUGCUGGAGGCCGAACUGGACCAGUACAAACGACCCAAAUUUAAGGUGGCGUUGCUAUCCGGUCCUCCAGGUUUGGGGAAGACCACCCUGGCUCAUGUAAUUGCAAAGCAUGCUGGGUACAACGUGGUUGAAAUCAAUGCCAGUGACGAUCGCAGCGCCGAGGUGUUCCAGAAACGCAUCGACACAGCGACACAGAUGAAGUCCGUUUUGGGAGCCAACGAGAGGCCGAACUGCCUCAUUAUUGAUGAGAUUGACGGAGCACCUGCGGCCGCCAUCAACAUACUGCUGGCAGUUCUGAACAGGAAAGAUGGACAUGGGGGAGAGGCUGGCGUGGAGACGGCGAAGAAGAAGAAGAAGAGGGAGUCCAUCCUACUGCGACCAAUCAUCUGCAUCUGUAACGACCUUUAUGUCCCAGCUCUCCGGCCUCUCAGGCAGCAGGCUUUCCUCCUGGCUUUCCCACAGACUCAGCCUUCCCGCCUGGCACAGAGACUGGCAGAGAUCUCACUCCGCCAGGGGCUGAAGGCAGACACGGGCACCCUGAUGUCACUGUGCGAGAAGACCGACAACGACAUCCGGUCCUGCAUCAACACGCUGCAGUUCCUUCAUAGUCGUGGCGUCAAGCAGCUGGACAGCAAGACGAUUCAGAGCGUCUCUGUGGGGCAGAAGGACCAGAACAAAGGCUUGUUCCAUCUGUGGCAGGAAAUCUUCCAGUUACCACGUACAAAACGGAAACGUGUCGGUGAGGGGUUUGAGGACGGACCGGGUUCAGGAAGUGGAGCUCACAGGUUCCAGCACAUCUUGCAUCUGGCUUCGUCUAGUGGAGAAUAUGAAAAGGUUUCUCAGGGUCUGUAUGAUAAUUAUCUGUCCAUGCGUGUGAGGGACCCAAACCUCCAGAGCGUGUGCGAGGCGCUGGAUUGGCUGGCCUUCUCAGACAAGCUGAGCCACGUGAUUCUGCACGGGCAGAACUUCUCUCUGAUGAAAUACCUGCCCUUCCUUUCCAUCACAUUUCACUUCCUGUUUGCCCACACGAACGUGCCCCGCAUCAGCUAUCCCCACACCCAGCACGAGGCCUCCUCCCGGCUCCUCAGCUGCAAGAACGCUCUGUCCACCAUGUUGGCCGACACCCCAGCAAGCAUCAGAGCGAGGAUCAGUCAGCUUAGCCUGACCCUUGAUAUCCUCACCUUGCUUCUCGACAUCAUCUGUCCCAAACUACGGCCCGUGAAUCCACAGCUGUUCAGCAGCAGAGAGAAGGAGCAGAUGCGUGAGCUGAUCGACACCAUGCUGGCAUACAAUCUCUCUUACAGGCAGGACCGCACUCCAGAGGGACAGUACACCUACGUGCUGGAGCCGCGCGUCGAGGAGGUGGUGAGGUUUCCAGGCCUGCCUCCGCGCCGCCAGCUGACGUACCAGGCCAAACAAACCAUCAGCAGAGAGAUGGAGCAGGAGAAGAUGAGGAGGGCCGAGCAACUGAUGCUGCUGCGAAACCCAGCACCGAAAGAGGAGGACAAAAAGAGCGCCGGUCCUAAAGCAAGCAGGAACCACCAGCAGAGGCUGGAGAACAUCGUCAAGCAGACCACAGUGGAGAGCAGGCCUGAGGUGGAUUUCUUUGGUCGAGCUGUUGCCCCUAAACCCCAGAGACCACAGCCGUCCUCAGACACAGGUGAGAAGAGAGCAGAUCUAUCUAUGGGGACAGCAGUGGGCAACAGUGACGUGUGGUUCCGGUUUAAUGAGGGCAUGUCCAACGCUGUCCGACGAAAUGUUUACAUCAGAGAUCUGCUGUAGCGCUCACACAC
Pelmatolapia mariae (spotted tilapia) is the source of this 2881-nucleotide messenger RNA. It is a transcript of the gene chtf18, whose product is annotated as CTF18, chromosome transmission fidelity factor 18 homolog (S. cerevisiae). The transcript has 22 exons. Gene Ontology annotation, molecular function: ATP hydrolysis activity; ATP binding. Bases 102 to 2870 code for a protein of 922 amino acids. The record is from RefSeq and is a predicted model, not a curated record. Lineage: Eukaryota; Metazoa; Chordata; Actinopteri; Cichliformes; Cichlidae.